Messenger RNA from Hibiscus syriacus, 1474 nucleotides. RefSeq lists its product as uncharacterized. Gene Ontology annotation, biological process: proteolysis. The record is from RefSeq and is a predicted model, not a curated record. The transcript has 5 exons. Bases 164 to 1288 code for a protein of 374 amino acids. Lineage: Eukaryota; Viridiplantae; Streptophyta; Magnoliopsida; Malvales; Malvaceae. Gene Ontology annotation, molecular function: aspartic-type endopeptidase activity.
AACGACUUUCAAUGUGGCUGUGCCGUCGUUGAUCAUCUCCUCCCUUUUAUUUUCCGUCGUAACGGCCUCUAGUGAUGGGUUGGUUAGAACUGGGCUGAAAAAGCUGAAAUUCGAUCCGAACAACCGGCUUGAAUCCAAGGAUCGAGAGGCUUUCAUAGCAUCUAUGAAAAAGCAUCGCUUCCGUAACUAUCUUGGAGACUCGGAGGAUGUGGAUAUUGUUGCCUUGAAGAACUACAUGGAUGCUCAGUACUAUGGUGAGAUUGGUGUAGGAACUCCACAAAAAUUCACUGUUAUAUUUGAUACUGGCUGUUCAAAUUUGUGGGUGCCAUCAUCUAAGUGCUAUUUCUCGAUUUCUUGUUAUCUUCAUUCCAAGUACAAGGCAAGUGAGUCAAAAACAUAUAAGAAGAAUGAGAAAUCUGCUGCUAUUUCUGGUUUCUUUAGUUAUGACGAUGUUCAAAUUGGUGACUUGGUUGUAAAAUAUCAAGAAUUUAUUGAGGCUACUAAGGAGCCAGGUCUUACGCUUUUGGUGGCCAAAUUUGAUGGGAUAUUAGGACUUGGGUUUAAGGAGAUAUCUGUUGGGAAAGCUGUCCCAAUAUGGUACAACAUGAUCAAGCAAGGUCUUAUCAAGGACCCUUUAUUUUCAUUUUGGCUUAACCGCAAUGUUGAGGAAUACACCCAUUUUUGUUUGGAGAUGGAGAAAGAAGAGAAGAGCCAAAGAGCAUGCAAAACGAUAGAGCCAGAGGUGUUUUUACAGUGGGGGAAUAGAAAGAGGCUAAGAUGUGUGAGAGUUAAAGACCCUCAAAAGAUCUCAUAUAAAUCGAGUGCUGUAAUUCGCAGAAGAAUCACUUCUGCCAAUUACAAUCAUGGUCUCACCAGGAAUUCAGAAGCAGCUAUACUCCGGUCGGACCACCGGAAAGCGUCAUCGCCAGAGAAGGAAGACAGGUACUACACAACAAGGGGGUCAUCAGCAGUGGAUGAGAAUGGGAAGACUGCAGUGGAUAGUGGCAAUAAUGGAGAGGAUAAGAAAGGAGUAGUGUGGCCAAAGCUGUUUAUCACUUUGUCAAGCAAAGAAAAAGAGGAGGAUUUCAUGGCAAUGAAAGGUUGUAAACCCCCUCAAAGGCCUAAAAAGAGAGCCAAAAUCAUCCAAAGGACCUUACUUCUGGUGAGCCCCGGGGCUUGGUUGACUGAUAUGUGCCAAGAAAGAUACGAAGUUCGGGAAAAGAAGAGUUCUAAGAAGAGACCGAGGGGAUUGAAGGCCAUGGGCAGUGUGGAAAGUGAUUCAGAUUGAAGACCCUACUAUAAGCCGCCAUGGCAGCUGCAGUAGGGGCGUUUUUUCUCUGAUUUUCGCAGCUAAUGUUAAUGGUGUUGAUUGUUAAGAGUGUUGAGGGAGAGAAGGUUAAUCAGUCUUCUGCUUGCUGUGGUUUGGUGUAUACAAGUUGAAAUUUUCAUUUUUAUGAAUGAAAAUAAUUGUUCU